Messenger RNA from Thunnus maccoyii (southern bluefin tuna), 535 nucleotides. RefSeq names its product ribosomal protein L32 (gene rpl32). The transcript is spliced from 4 exons. Gene Ontology annotation, cellular component: ribosome; cytosolic large ribosomal subunit. Gene Ontology annotation, biological process: translation. The coding region runs from base 91 to 498 and encodes 135 amino acids. Gene Ontology annotation, molecular function: structural constituent of ribosome. The record is from RefSeq and is a predicted model, not a curated record. Lineage: Eukaryota; Metazoa; Chordata; Actinopteri; Scombriformes; Scombridae.
UACCCAUAAGCCUUUGCAACACCCUCGGAAGUCCUUUUCUUUCCUUCCGCCGUUGCCGAAGUCCCUUUUGGAUUUACAUCGGCGGUCACCAUGGCAGCCCUCAGGCCCCUAACAAAGCCCAAGAUUGUCAAAAAGAGAACCAAGAAGUUCAUUCGCCACCAGUCUGACCGAUAUGUCAAGAUUGCGAAAAACUGGCGUAAGCCCAGAGGUAUUGACAACAGGGUCCGCAGGCGGUUCAAGGGCCAGAUGCUGAUGCCCAACAUCGGUUAUGGUAGCAACAAGAAGACCAAGUACAUGCUGCCAACUGGCUUCAAGAAGUUCCUGGUGCACAAUGUCAAGGAGCUUGAGAUCCUGAUGAUGUGUAACAAGACUCACUGUGCUGAAAUUGCCCACAACGUCUCCUCCAAGAACAGGAAGCUGAUCGUGGAGAGGGCAGCUCAGCUGGCCAUCAAGAUCACCAACCCCAACGCCAGGCUCAGGAGCGAGGAGAACGAAUAAAGUGGUUAUUCAAAAUAAACAAUUUAAAAAGGAAAAA